Molecule: messenger RNA, 1399 nt
Organism: Gaeumannomyces tritici R3-111a-1
Lineage: Eukaryota; Fungi; Ascomycota; Sordariomycetes; Magnaporthales; Magnaporthaceae
Exons: 2
Coding region: 422-1399 (325 amino acids)
Source: RefSeq, a predicted model, not a curated record
AAAGAGGCCCAUGCUUGGUAUCCGGCCGUCUCUUGUUUGUCUUGGGACGACACCACCGUGGGCCGAUGAUCAUCGCAUGGGAGCAAGUCUCACCAGCGUGGCAUCGGGGAGGUUCCAAACCUCAGCGUCGCGGGACUUGACCUGCUCCGUCUCGGUCAUGAUUCCCCGGUUCUCCAGACGCGAGAUUCUUUAAGGGCUGGCGAAAUGGAGAUAUAAACCACGUCGCUUCCCGCCGUUCCUCUGGUCUAGAUUCUUUCUCCUCAUCCCUGGAGGCCAUCAGCACUCUCUUCACAUCUUCAAGAUACCCUUUGCUUAAUUCCCUCUUUCAAACACCCCUUUUAAAACCUAAUCUUGUAUUAAUCAGAGCUGUGCUCUCUUAAUUAUCUUUCUAUCUUUUCCAAACCCACUUGCCAUCUUCAACAUGAGGUUCAGCACUGCUCUCGUCUUCUGCGCCGGCCUGGUGUCGGUCAGCGCACAGGCAGCCCAGGGCGCAACCGCGAGGAGCGAGAUCGCCACCUCGGACUCGUACCUGUCCUCGUACCUGGGCAGGCGCCAAAACCAACGUGCGGCCGAGGCUGCCAACGGAAAGGCCAAGGAGGGCGAGAAGGCCCAGAACAAGGCCGGCGCGGAGAAGGCCAAGGAGGGAAAGGGAAACAACGCGGCCGAGGGCGAGGAAGAAGCCGCCGAGGGGGAGAACAACAACGCGGCCGAGGGAGAGAACAACAACGCCAACCAGGGCCAGAUUGAAGAGGGCAACGCCAACAACGGCACCAACAACGCCAACAACGGCACUGAGAAUGCGGGCAACGACAGGAACAACAACAACGGCAACAACAAUCAGAACAACGGCCAAAACAACAACAACAACAACAACAACAACGGUGCGGGUGUCAACCUCGGCCAGGGCUUGAGCCAGGAGGACCUCGCUCGCCUGCUCGCCGGCAACAACAACCUGGGCGGCAUCGACCUCAACAACCGCGACUCCAUCCUCGCCGGCAUCGGCCGCCUGAUGAACGGCCUCUGCGUCGGCAACAUCUUCAACGUCAACCGCAACCAGCUGUUCGCCCUCAACUCCAACCAGCAGCUCCAGCUCCUGUUCCAGCUGCAGCAGAUCCAGCAGCUCCAGCAGCUCGGCUUCGUCAACGGCGCGCAGGUCCAGAACCUGUUCAACGUCGGCUUCAACAAUAACAACAUCUUGGCCCUCGGCGGCAUUGGCGGCAUCGGCGGCGUCCCCGGCAUCAACGGCUUCAACUUUGCCGGCUUCAAGCGCGCGGUUGCCGAGCAGAUGAAGAAUCUCAAGAGGACCGAGCUCCGCCGUGGAGUCCACGCCAAGAGACAGCAGUGCAAGCAGGCUCAGCAGCAGCGCCAGCAGUCGGGCGACAGGAGGCAGAAGGCGUAA